Magallana angulata is the source of this 2094-nucleotide messenger RNA. Its product is annotated as NIF3-like protein 1. Gene Ontology annotation, cellular component: mitochondrion; cytoplasm. The record is from RefSeq and is a predicted model, not a curated record. Lineage: Eukaryota; Metazoa; Mollusca; Bivalvia; Ostreida; Ostreidae. The transcript has 7 exons. The coding region runs from base 61 to 1215 and encodes 384 amino acids.
ACCAACACAUGCAAUUUCUACUUUCUUUUUCACUUUGAUGGAUUUAAUUCACAAUUUCACAUGCUUUCAAGAAUAACUCCUUCUGUCUACAGUAUUUUGCAACCAAGAAUCGCAUCCCACUUAAGAUUAAGAGGUAUAUUAUCCUCUAUUCACCAGAAGAAAACCUUUUGUACUAGUGAGUGUUCCGAUAUGGACUUGAAAUCUGUGGUGAAGAAAUUACAACAGUUUGCAGACCCUAGUUUAGCUGAAUCCUGGGAUAAUGUUGGUCUUCUGGUGGAACCAACCCCUCCACAUGAGGUAAAAAAGGUGAUGUUGACAAAUGAUCUGACAGAGGCUGUAUAUAGGGAGGCAUGUGACUGGAAUGCAAACCUUAUUAUUUCCUACCAUCCACCUAUCUUUGCCCCUAUGAAGAAGCUUGUACAAAGUAACUGGAAGGACAGGAUCAUAACAGGUUGUAUAGAGAACCGGAUCGCUAUUUAUUCUCCACAUACCAGCUAUGAUGCCCUGGCUGGUGGAGUAAAUGACUGGCUUCUACAAGCUUUUGAUAUAAGCAGUUCUAAACCAGUUACCCAGUCAGUGACAUCUGCAGGCCCCUACAACAAAAAGCUACAACUCACUAUUUCCAGCACUGACAGGGAAUCGAUACUUAAAUGUGUUAGUGGGAUAGAAAACACCUUCACAACUGUAAAUGAACUAAAUAAGGAAUUUUGCGAGAUUAAUGUACUGUGUGGCAGUGGAACUAUACCUGCCAUAUUGGAGAGCACACAGUGCUUCUGUGACAAAAUUCAAAGCACAGCGUUAUUUGAUAUACAAAAAAUACCUAAAUCUGGAUAUGGGAUGGGCAGAAUUGGGAAGUUGACAUCACCUAUCUCUGUCAGUGAAGCUGUGGAGAGGGUAAAGAAGCAUCUUGGACUAGCACAUAUAAGGCUUGCUAAAGGAAUAGGCUGCGAUAGCAUCUCAUCAGUGGCAGUCUGUGCUGGAUCCGGUGGGGGGCUGUUGAAGAACCUGAACGUUUCUUUGUACGUCACCGGAGAAAUGAGUCACCACGACGUCCUACAUGCUGCCCAGUCAGGCGUGUCUGUCAUUUUGUGUGACCAUAGCAACACAGAGAGGGGAUUUCUCAAAGUGCUGCAAGAAUCACUGACUAAAAUCUUCCAGAAUCAAGUCGACAUUCAAGUUUCAAAGUCGGAUAAAGACCCUUUAGAUGUAGUGUGACACCUAAUAUAUCCAGUGAUUGCAAAAUAAAUAUUAAACAAAGUAAUUGCACAAUUUUAUUUUAUUAAUCUUUACAAUUCAAAAUAUGAGAUCAUAUUUUAUUAACUUUGCACUAGUGACUGCAUGUGCUCGUACAUUAUGCAAUAGAUUAGAUGUACAGCAAAUAAAAGCAAAUUCUAGGUAUACUAGUACAUAUGAAAUUUUAAUAGAUUUUACAUAAACUAAAGCCAUAGAUAAUUUUAAAAAACUAAUUUCACACAAACACAUAAGCCAACAAGAAAAAUAUUGUGGAUUUGUGUAUUCAUUUCAGAAAAAAGCAUGUAACACAGGUACCCAACAUGAGUGUUUUAUUUUCAUUUUAAUGAUAAAAAUAUUCAAUAAAUUAUGUAGGAGUAUGAUAAUGUAAACUUAUUACCGUAAUAAAUUUAGGGGGAAAAGAAGAAGACGGAAUAUAAUAGACUCAUUUUCACAAUAUCAAGCAGGUAACUACAAGGACUUAUAAGUAUGGCAAAUGUGUAGGUACAAUUAUUAUAAUAAUAUUUAAAGUAUGAUAAAAUGUAAUUAUGAUCAAUCAAAUAUAUAGUUUUAGGUCCAAACUGGCCUCAGAAGUGGCAUUUUUUAUCAUAUAGUGCAGUAUGAGGCAUAUAUCCAAAAUUCAUGCGUAAUGAUUUUAAAUGGGAAGCAUAGAUGAGGUGUGUUAAAAAAUUCUUUUACUGUAAGGUACAUAUUAAAAAAAAAGGAUACAUGUCAUGGGCUUGUAAUGUAUAUCAUAACCAUUAUAAAAGCUUGACUAGAAGGAAAAAAAAGGCUGACAUUUUUUUUUAUAGAUGCCAUGAUGUUAAAAUAUUCCCCAGGGUUUUCUUGAAAAAUGCUAUAUUA